UAUUAAAUAAAAUUUCAAUAAAAUGCGCUUUCCUUCAAAUAAAACAUUGGCUAAAUAUGCUGUCUAUAUUGGCAUAGCCGGCAUCUCGAGUGUCAUGUACAUGAGAUAUAAAAUCGAGGAGCGUAUACGUAAUACUGAUUAUUUCCGAACGGCGUUUAAGAUUCUGAGGCAACACAAAGGUGCUGUUAGCCUUUUGGGUGAACCCAUUAAAGAUAUGGGCUUUGACAUAGGCGAUUCCAAUAAUGCCUGUGAUGGUCAGACAGCCAACUUCGAAGUAUCCGUUAAAGGUUCCAAAGAAAGAGGUAAAAUGUUUUUCUCAGCGAUACGUAACGAUGAGGCCGGCUGGCUAAUAAAUCGUUUGGAAUUGGAGCUGAAAUCUCAGCCAGAUAAACGUUUUAUUAUACAAACAACACCAGGAACAGAAAACACUACCCCAGCUAAGCAAGAGUAA
This is a messenger RNA of Musca vetustissima, 451 nucleotides long. RefSeq lists its product as uncharacterized. NCBI's taxonomy places the organism in Eukaryota, Metazoa, Arthropoda, Insecta, Diptera, Muscidae. Bases 23 to 451 code for a protein of 142 amino acids. The record is from RefSeq and is a predicted model, not a curated record. The transcript is spliced from 2 exons. Gene Ontology annotation, cellular component: mitochondrial inner membrane. Gene Ontology annotation, biological process: mitochondrial respiratory chain complex I assembly; mitochondrial respiratory chain complex IV assembly.